Manis javanica (Malayan pangolin) is the source of this 2309-nucleotide messenger RNA. RefSeq names its product kinesin light chain 4 (gene KLC4). Gene Ontology annotation, biological process: microtubule-based movement. The record is from RefSeq and is a predicted model, not a curated record. Gene Ontology annotation, cellular component: cytoplasm; kinesin complex. Gene Ontology annotation, molecular function: kinesin binding. NCBI's taxonomy places the organism in Eukaryota, Metazoa, Chordata, Mammalia, Pholidota, Manidae.
UGGGGACACUGGACUUCUGGACUUUGGGCAGGGCAGACCCCUGUGAGUCCCUGGCUGCUGAACAGAGUUACUUCGGGACUCUGGUCUGAGCACCACAGCCAAGGGCUCUACUUUGUAUACUGUCCAGGCAAGGUUUCCCUGGCCAGGAUGUCGGGCCUGGUGUUGGGGCAGCAGGAUGAGCCUGCAGGGCACCGGCUCAGCCAGGAGGAGAUCCUGGGAAGCACUCGGCUGGUGAGCCAAGGGCUGGAGGCCCUACACAGUGAACAUCAGGCUGUGUUGCAAAGUCUGUCCCAUACCAUUGAGUGUCUGCAACGGGGAGGCCAUGAAGAAGGGCUAGUGCACGAGAAAGCCCGGCAGCUGCGCCGGUCCAUGGAAAACAUCGAGCUGGGACUGAGUGAGGCCCAGGUGAUGCUUGCUUUGGCCAGCCACCUGAGCACAGUGGAGUCAGAGAAGCAGAAGCUGCGGGCUCAGGUACGGCGGCUCUGCCAGGAAAACCAAUGGCUCAGGGAUGAGCUAGCAGGCACCCAGCAGCGGCUCCAGCACAGUGAACAGGCCGUGGCUCAGCUGGAGGAGGAAAAGAAGCACCUGGAGUUCCUGGGGCAGCUGCGGCAGUAUGACGAGGAUGGGCAUGCUGUGGAAGAGAAAGAGGGUGAUGUCCCCAAGGAGUCCCUGGAUGACCUCUUCCCCAACGAGGAGGAAGAAGACCCCAGCAAUGGCUUGUCCCGUGGCCAGGGGGCCCAGCACAGUGGAUACGAGAUCCCAGCGAGGUUGCGGACACUGCAUAACUUGGUGAUCCAGUAUGCAGCCCAGGGUCGCUAUGAGGUGGCUGUGCCACUCUGCAAGCAGGCGCUGGAGGACCUGGAGCGCACAUCUGGCCGCGGCCACCCUGAUGUCGCGACCAUGCUGAAUAUCCUUGCUUUGGUGUACCGGGAUCAGAAUAAGUAUAAGGAAGCUGCCCACCUGCUGAAUGAUGCCCUCAGCAUCCGGGAGAGCACCCUGGGCCGGGACCACCCUGCUGUGGCUGCCACACUCAACAAUCUGGCUGUGCUCUAUGGUAAAAGGGGCAGAUACAAGGAGGCAGAGCCGCUGUGCCAGCGGGCACUGGAGAUUCGAGAGAAGGUCCUAGGCACUGACCACCCAGAUGUGGCCAAACAGCUGAACAAUCUGGCCCUGUUGUGCCAAAACCAGGGCAAGUAUGAGGCCGUGGAACGCUAUUACCGGCGGGCACUGGCCAUCUAUGAGGGGCAGUUGGGACCGGACAACCCUAAUGUUGCCCGAACCAAGAACAACCUGGCUUCUUGUUACCUGAAACAGGGCAAAUAUGCCGAGGCUGAGACACUCUACAAAGAGAUUCUGACCCGAGCCCACGUGCAGGAGUUUGGGUCUGUGGAUGACGACCACAAGCCCAUCUGGAUGCAUGCAGAGGAGCGGGAGGAAAUGAGCAAAAGGCGGCACCGUGAGGGCAGCACCCCUUAUACAGAGUAUGGAGGCUGGUACAAGGCCUGCAAAGUGAGCAGCCCUACAGUGAACACCACUCUGAGAAACCUAGGCGCUCUGUACAGGCGCCAGGGAAAGCUGGAGGCAGCUGAGACCUUGGAGGAAUGUGCCCUGCGUUCUCAGAAACAGGGCACUGAUCCUAUCAGCCAGACCAAGGUGGCCGAGCUGCUUGGGGAGGGUGACAGUGGACGGACGUCCCAGGAAGGCCCUGGGGGCAGCGUUAAAUUUGAAGGAGGUGAAGAUGCCUCUGUGGCUGUGGAGUGGUCAGGGGAUGGCAGUGGGGCCUUGCAGAGAAGUGGCUCUCUGGGCAAGAUCCGGGAUGUGCUCCGUAGAAGCAGUGAACUCCUGGUGAGGAAGCUCCAGGGAACUGAGCCUCGGCCCUCCAGCAGCAGCAUGAAGCGGGCAGCCUCCUUAAACUACCUGAACCAGCCCAGUGCAGCACCUCUCAAGGUCUCCCGUGGCCUCAGUGCCAGCACUAUGGACCUCUCUUCAAGCAGUUGACAUUCAACCCUCAACCCCUAACCCCCAGGUCUGCUGGGUCCCCCCAUAGCCCUCACAGCAUUCCCUCUUGCUCCUGGCUCUUCCAACCCCAUGGUGGGAUAGUGAAGGGGGAGCUGUUAACCAGAGAUUGCUGCUGCCCUCGGGGUCUCAGCUCUGUCCUCAGGAAUCCCCCUCAGAAAGGACCCUCAGGACAUCCUCUCUCCACCCUGUAGUCCUCUAGAGUAGCUAGCUCGGAGGCCCUCAAGAUGGGUAAGGAGCAGGUAUGUACCUCAGAGAUGCAGCCUGCUGCUGGCUUUCUGUCAGAGGGUUUG